AUGUCAUCUGAGGAAUCAGGCAGUUCAAACAGUUCAUUAGAAUGGAUAUUUCUCCCAACUGAAUCCUUGGAGGAAAAUGAUGAAAAGCCCAAUGAUGUUGUGUCAGACAAUGAUGAUGAUAACAUUGUGAUGAAUAAGGACAAUGACAAUGAGAUUAACAAUGAUGACAAUGAUAUUAACGAUGAUUACAAUGAUAUUGAGCUGCAUAAUGAGGAAGAUGAUAUAGCUAUACAGGUUGAGGAAAAUGGUAUUGUUGUUCAGACCAAGGAAGAAACUACAGAUAUGGAUGUAGAUCAUGUCCUUGGGGAUGAAGGAGAGAAUAUGGAAAUUAAACGCUUGAAAGAUGAGAUUGAGGAGCUAUCAGGGCGACUAAAGGCUUCAAGACAGCGAGUUGUUGAGUUAGAACGUGAUGUAUCCACAGCAAGCACAUCUAGUCAUUCAUAUGAAGAAACCAGUAGGGAGUUUUCCAAAGAAGUAGAUCGAUUAAAAUUAGAAGUUUAUCAACUAAAUAAAAGUACUGAAGAAGUUAAACAACAAAACUCUGAGCUCCAGGAGAAGCUACAUGCAAAAUCUAGUGAAUGUAAUGGCCUGAAUCAGUCUGUUACAGAACUGCAAAGUAGAUUAGAGCUCUCUGAUGUCCAAAUACAACAGUUAUCUAACCAAAGUGGAGCAAACCUUGACAGUUCAAGUGUGGAGCAACUUCAGCAGCUGCAGUCAAAUAAUGCAGAAUUACAGGCAAAAAUAGAUGAGUACAAGAAUUCUUUCCAACAGCUGGUAACAGAAAGGGACCAGCUUGCAGAACAGUACCAGCAAGUUAUACAUCAGUUAAAUGACCAGUCACAGCAUCUCACAUCUCAAGUCCAGCAAAUGAGUGUGGAGAGAGAGCAGUUAAUCUCCAGGCAGACUGAACUAGAGGGACACAUAAAAGACCUCCAAGCAGCUGCUGAAUCUAAUGCUAAUGACACUAGCCAAUCAGAGGCAUUUAAUGCUCAAAUUGAAGCCCUAAAUGCACGACUGGCAGAGAUCCAACAGGAGAAUGAACUAACAAUGGAGAGAUACAAGAACCAAGUACAAGAUAAUGCACAAUUAAGCAGGUUCGUUGAGGAGAAAGAAGCUAGAAUAGAUGAACUUGAAAGUACGUUGUCUAGGGUUGGAGAACAGUCUAUAGACCAUGAUCUGCUACUGGAGAGUAUGCAAGGAGAUAAGGCUGCCCUGAGUAGGGCACUCACUCAGAAUAAAGAACUGAAGGUGCAGUUUGCAGAGUUGCAGAAUGGUUUCGUCAAAAUGAGCAAUGAGAACAUGGAUUUGACCACCAGGUUACAGUCAGAGGACCAUGUUUCAAAGGAACUAGCUGCCAGACUUGGUCAACAAGAAGAUGAAUUAAAAGAGCUCAGAGAAAAGUUGGAGAUGAAAGAGCGAGAGUUACAAGACAUAGAGGCAAACAGCCACACAUUGAAUAAGCAGCUUUACCAACAAGAUCAGAUUGCUGAUAGGAUGAGGCAUUAUGAGGCACAGAGUCAACUUGUGGAAACAUUACAGAGAGAAUUAAAUUCAGCUCAGGAGAACAUAAACACAUUGACCAAUCAGAACACAGAGUUGCGGAAGCAUGCAAUUAAUGCUGCAGAAGAGAAAGAUGCUGAUGAUACGGAUGGUGCUAAAAAUGCUGAUAUGGUUGAUGCCCUAUCAGCUUCUGUACGUCAGUUAGAGAUGGAGAGGAACCAGUUAAUAGAACAAUACCAGGAAGCGAAACAGCAGCAACAGGAGCUGAAACUCCUCAAUGAAGAAAUGGAGAAGUCUAGUAAAAUGCCAGCAACUCUUAAUGGUGAAGUAGUCAACAAAUUGCAGUAUGAAACUAUUCGCACAGCUAUGGAGCAGUUACAGGAAAAAUACACCAAGUCUAUGCGAGAGAAAGCUGAACUUUCAGAUAGGAAUGACCAGUUGGAACAUUUAACUAUGCAACUGCAGGGAGAGACUGAUACAAUUGGAGAGUACAUCACUCUGUACCACCAUCAAAGAUCUGUGCUAUAUACCAGGCAGAAGGAGAAGGAGGAAUAUAUCGCCAAUAUGGCCAGGGAUAGAGAGGGCAUGCAGGAGAAACUUGGCCAGCUGCAGGCAUUAGUGAUGCAGCUACUGCAAGAGCGUAAUAUGUUGCACAGCUAUACACAACAGCAGGGUAACCAUAGUAACAACUCAGCCAUUCCAAACCAUGUGCCUACACAAGCAGACAUUGAGGCCUCCAUGCAACAAUCUAAUAAACCAUUCGGUGCCAAUCUCAACAAUCCACAGAUUGAUGAUUGGCCAGAUUAUACAUCCAGUUCCAGUGGUGAUUCUGACGCUAGUGAAGUUGAGGCUAUAAUAGGUGGCAGUGCUCCAGAUGCUGACACCCCUCCACCAUCUAAAAAUAAACACUCCCAUCACCACCAUCAUCAUCAUGACAACCACCAGCCUGACACCCCUCAACAAGGGACCAUGUCUGAACAUUCUGAACAAUGGAAUAGUCCACAACCAGAUAAUCAUACAGCACAAAAGAUUAUGCAUUUACUCAAUGAAAUUGGCAAUGUGAACCAAGUGGAUAGAACCGACUUUGAUGAAAGGAACUUUAUGCCAUGUAAAUGCUGUCAAGGCCGGCUACAAAUUGUGUAGCAUAGAUGUUGGAAUCAGUUUGCUUCAUUUGGGGUAAAUGGAAUCUUUAACUCAAAAAUCUCAAAUUCGAAUUAACGAAGAUGGAUUCAGAUAACAUGUUGCCAUAUUUCUGGGAAAUCUUGCCACAUUUUCAGGAAAUAUUGUCAUAUUCCGUGAAAGUGUGUAUGUAAUUGGAUACCUUAUUGUGCAAUAAUAUGUUACACAAGAUUCAAUGUAAGGCUGCUUGGCUUGUUUGCUCAUAAGACAAAAUGUGAAUUAAGAUAUAUCUGGUGAUAUGGCGCUGUGAUAAGAGAUUUAAUUCCAAGAGAACAAUGCAUGAAAUAUUCCACAAAUAAUGAAAUUAGAUUGUUCAGUUUUGUCGACUAUAAAAUAGAGUGGUAAUUGUAACUUCGGAAUGAGAUGGAAUACUAUGAUUUUUUUAUACAAUCUCAGAACAGAGGGGCAGGAACAGUUUGUCAAAUACAUGACAUGUCAGGUUUAUUGGACAUGCUACUAGUUUUUCCAUCUUUUGUUUUUUAUGGAAAUUAUGAAUAAAUGGUGUCACAUGAAUGCUAAACUGUUGGAUAAUGUCCAUGUAUUUUGCGAAAAUAAUAGUAAACUGGUUUGUAAUCCAAUUACAGACCUGCAGACCUGAAAUCCUUUCAAGCUAUAAUACAUUCUAGAAGGCCCAUGACAGCACCGUGUUAAUUCUAGCAGUACCCUGCUAUCGACAACUUUUGAUUACUCGAUUAAUAACUGUAUUAUAUUGGAGUGCUUCUAAGGAAAGUAGAUUCUAUGUUUAACCAUUCAACAACUGUAUAGAUUUUGGGAUAUUUAGGACAUCCUUGAAAGGAUCAAAUUAAAAAUGUAUGAUCUAUGAGAACUACGAUUAAGUAGGCCUUUUUAUAGGCUUAAUGGGUAAAACUUUCUAUUUUGGAAAUCAUCAGUGUUUUGACUUAUC
Molecule: messenger RNA, 3583 nt
Organism: Owenia fusiformis
Lineage: Eukaryota; Metazoa; Annelida; Polychaeta; Sabellida; Oweniidae
Source: the annotation of a GenBank genome assembly